Messenger RNA from Procambarus clarkii (red swamp crayfish), 3352 nucleotides. The record is from RefSeq and is a predicted model, not a curated record. Lineage: Eukaryota; Metazoa; Arthropoda; Malacostraca; Decapoda; Cambaridae.
AACGACAAGAACGCCCGCCAGGUCAAGCAGGUCGUGGUAGACAUUCUGGAUGUGAACGACAACGCCCCUCUUCUUCAGCCCUUUGAUGGAGCUGUCUUGGAGAACACAGACAGCACUCUUAUCACCACUAUUCAGGCUCUCGAUAAGGACACCUCUCCACGAUUCAGACAGCUGAUCUACUCCUUCGACGGCACAGCUUCCUCGGAUGUGAAGACCAAAUUUGCCCUCAAGACCAAUGGGGAGUUGUGGACCACUCAGCCUCUGGACCGAGAGGAGAAAAAACAGUACCGAAUUCCAAUACAAGUCACUGACGGAGUCCCAGAGCAUGAGAGGAUGACUAUCUACUGGAUAACUGUACAGGACCUCAACGAUGUGGCUCCGGUCCUAGACAACGCCCUGGGGGUGUAUGAAGUCCAGCUGCCUGAGAAUAGGGAGGUAGGAAAGCCGACGGGGAUACGACUCUUGAUCAAUGAUCCGGAUAUCGUGAAUCACUUCACCUAUCAGAUCGUUGACGGUAAUCAGGAAAGGAAGUUCCGGAUUGAUGCCUCUACAGGAGAUGUGUUAGUUAACAAGGCACUUGACUAUGAUCAUCCUGUGUUUGACAGAAAUUUCACUAUGCGUGUUCGGGUGAGCGACGGGAACAACGCCCCAGCGGAAGCAGACAUUAUAAUCGCCGUGGCCAACGUCAACGACCUUCAGCCGGUGUUCGAACAAGCCAAUUACACCUUCACCGUCACAGAGAACACUGACUGUUCCGUCGUGCUCGGCAAGGUAACAGCUCUGGAUCCUGAUCUCCCACCCUCGGCCAAUCAGAACAUCCUUUACUACCUGUCCCCUGCAGAACUCAGGAACUUCUCUAUUGGGGACCGAUCAGGCCAGCUCACGAUGAAGGGGUGCCUGGAUAGAGAGGCGGCGACCCGUGGCACCCUGACCUUGUACCCACGUGCCAACGACGAAGGGGGCAAAGGUCAUGAUGCUGACCCCGCCACUGUCCACGUUAUCAUCAAUGACCUCAAUGACAACUACCCCCACUUCAACAAGCCAGAGAACAACUACGCACGGAUCCUGGAGAACCUCGAACCCCAGUUUGUCGAGGCUGUUAUCAUCGAAUUGGGUGAUCUCGAUAGCGAGAUGAACGGCUGCCCGUGUUCACUUGAGUUCCAUGGACGAACUCCUAAGAAAGUGCUGGAGAAAUUCACACUCACGCCGAUGGGAGGGUCUCGGUACCGGCUGAGUCCCACAACGGUACUGGACCGGGAGCAACAGAAGGUGUACCGUUUACCGUUCACGGCCCGGGACAGCCGGGGUCUUGCCGGUACACGGUACCUCACUUUGGAAGUGGGAGAUGAGAAUGACUCUCCCAUGACUGGAGCCAGUACCAUCAAGGUGUAUAAUUAUCAGGGCCAGUUCCCAGCCAUGGUGGUGGGCUCGGUACACGUGACGGACGAAGAUGACCACGACAGACAGGACAAAACCUUCGAAGUGGACGCCAGCACAUCGCCAGAGGUCGCGGCGCGUUUCAAGGUCGAUCUCUACUCCGGUAACAUCACUAUGCUGAAAGGGACACCCGCCGGCACCCAUGUCUUGAGAGUCAAGGUGCACGACAACUUCCGACGAGAGAUGGCCGUCGGGCAAACUACCAUUAAUGUCGUUGACCUUACUCUGUCGGCCGUCAUGCAGUCUGGUUCCCUACGGAUUGCCAACACCACCACACACUCCAUACUGCAGCAGCGACAGCCGGGAGUGUCUGGGACAAGCCUAUACGAACGACUGAAGAAGCAAAUCGCGAGAAUCCACGACAUCUCAGAGACGCAGGUGGAUGUCUUCGCCCUGAAGGAUGUGGAGGGUGAGACUGCUGUGGACAUGAGGUACAACUGUCACGGCUCUCCGUACUACACCGCCGCCCGUCUAGACGGUGUCAUGCUUCGUAGGAGGAGACAGGUUUCGGAGGCUCUGGGCGUGGAGAUCUCUCUGGUGGAUAUCAAUGCGUGUCUUUAUGAAGCUACUUCUCCCUGCGGGACCCGAAGUUGUCAACACACCAUGCGGCCCAAUCUCACCUCUCCGCUCGUUGUCUCCGGCGACACGGCUACUGUCGUCGGGGUUGACAUCGCCGACGACUACGCUUGCGACUGUGGGGCUCUUGAACCCCUCCCGUCUGUCUGUUUCUCCGGGUUCUGUUUCAACGGUGGCACGUGUUCUGUUCGGAAUAAUACGUUGACAUGUAGUUGUCUCGAUGGUACUAACUACGGCCCGCGAUGCGAGCUUCUCACUGCAAGAUUCGAACGCGGCUUUGCUUGGUACGAACCCUUGACCGUUUGCAAUCAUUCGACCCUAUCCGUGACGUUCGAAACCAAUGAUGAGAGCGGGGUGCUUCUCUACACUGGACCUACGGUGCUAUCCCCAUGGCCAGAUUAUCCUCGGGACUUCCUGUACGUCGUCCUCCACUGCUGGAUAGUCGAGACUUUCCUCGACCUGGGGACGGGGACUCUCAACAUCUCCAUCCCGAUUGAGGAAAACACCGAACGGGCGUUCGAAUACAUCAUCACCUGGAACGAAGGUGGUGUCACCGCCGAAGUGAUUGAUUGCGGCAUCAACUCCACCCUGGAAGCCCUGGAACCGUGCAAGAAAACCGUCGCACUGCCAAGCCAAUCCAGCACCGCAAGCCACCUGCUCAACGUACAGGGACCGUUGCAAGUAGGAGGUGUAGCAGCGAUGGUCAGCUUCCCACAACUGGCUGCGUCGUACGACUGGACGCUUACCCCUCCGGCCAUCUUUCCCUUCAGCGGUUGUAUCCUCGAAGUCCGCCACAACGACCAUCUGUACGACCUCAACGCCACGGACUUCAGUAAGCAGACAUUUCAGCCUUGCGACGCGCCGAGGACAUCCAGAGUCGUUCUGGGACAGCAGUCAAUCAUCAUCAUACUUGCUAGUCUUCUCUGUCUCCUGCUGUUGGUGGCCGUGAUCCUGUGCCUGGCACGGAGGGGACGGAAGACCGUGUCCUACCCUGACCUGGACAGGGAACUCGUCAAGGAGACGAUGGGUGGAGCCGACGUCGAAGGCUUCGGGGAGAAGGAUGUCACCCACUUCGAUCUCAAGUUUCUUCAGGUUACGCCUGAUGGGUACCUUGUUGGUGAUGAGGACACGGAAGCUGCACUCCCAGACGUCGCCCAAGAUGCCUGCCAGAGACUUGCCGCUCCAUUGGCUGAGAUGCCUGAGGGUCUAAGCAUCGGGGACUUCAUUAAAGAAAAUAUUCUUAAGGUGGACCAGUGCCACCAGGAUGUUGAUGAUGUUCGGCACUACGGUGCCCAAGGAGACGAGAUGUCAGCGGCCUCUCUCUCCUCCCUGGCCUCAG